UGCCCACUAUGCCACCCGGAAGCGCUUGCUCUGCAGGGCUGUGAGGAGGGAAGAUGGCGGCGGAGGAGCCUCAGCAGCAGCCGGAGCCCCUCGGCGGGGACACGGACGGAGUGAAUUGCUUGGCCUAUGAUGAAGCCAUAAUGGCUCAGCAGGAUAGAAUUCAGCAGGAGAUCGCUGUCCAGAACCCAUUAGUCUCCGAAAAGAUGGAAUUGACAGUCCUGUACAAAGAAUACGCUGACGAUGACCAUGUAUAUCAGCAGAAGAUCAAGGAUCUUCUGCAGAAGUAUUCGUUCAUCCGGAAGACGAGGCCAGAUGGCAACUGUUUCUACCGGGCGUUUGGCUUUUCCCAUUUGGAGGCUCUUUUGGAGGACGGGAAAGAGCUGCAACGCUUCAAAGAAGUGGCCGCCAAAAGCAAGGAAGUGUUGGUGUCACAGGGUUUCACGGAGUUCACCAUUGAGGACUUCCACAACACGUUCAUGGAUCUGAUAGAACAAGUGGAGAAGCAGACCACUGUCUCGGAGCUGCUGGGCUCCUUCAAUGACCAGAGCACCUCGGAUUACCUUGUGGUCUACCUGCGGCUGCUCACCUCGGGGUACCUGCAGCGGGAGAACAAGUUUUUCGAGCACUUCAUUGAAGGAGGACGAAGCAUAAAGGAGUUUUGCCAGCAGGAGGUGGAGCCCAUGUGCAAGGAGAGCGACCACAUCCACAUCAUUGCGCUGGCCCAGGCCCUCAACGUCUCCAUCCUCGUGGAGUACAUGGACCGGGGCGAGGGCGGCACCACCAACCCCCACGUCUUCCCCGAGGGCUCGGAGCCCAAAGUGUAUCUACUGUACAGACCGGGACAUUAUGAUAUCCUAUAUAAAUAGCGGGCGGGGCACAGCCUGGCAAAGGAGCCAAGCCCCCCCCCCUUUUUCCAUUCUCUCGCGCAUUCUGUCUCGCUCCACGUUUCCCCACCGUCCUUCCCGCUGGGCAGCAUUCGUCUGUGGUUGUAAAUGGUGAUCGCUCUUACUGACAUCUCGCCGCUCACUUGGUUUGUUAUUAUUCUAUUUUUUUUCCUCCUUCUUCUUUUGUUGUUACACUUACACACUCUCUUCUGUGUUUUAUUAAAGGGGAUGCCGGUGAAACAA
This is a messenger RNA of Anolis sagrei ordinatus, 1127 nucleotides long. RefSeq names its product OTU deubiquitinase, ubiquitin aldehyde binding 1 (gene OTUB1). Gene Ontology annotation, cellular component: nucleus. The record is from RefSeq and is a predicted model, not a curated record. Gene Ontology annotation, biological process: protein K48-linked deubiquitination; negative regulation of double-strand break repair. Lineage: Eukaryota; Metazoa; Chordata; Lepidosauria; Squamata; Anolidae. Gene Ontology annotation, molecular function: ubiquitin binding; cysteine-type deubiquitinase activity.